This is a messenger RNA of Recurvomyces mirabilis, 1977 nucleotides long. RefSeq lists its product as uncharacterized. Lineage: Eukaryota; Fungi; Ascomycota; Dothideomycetes; Mycosphaerellales; Teratosphaeriaceae. The transcript is spliced from 2 exons. The coding region runs from base 1 to 1977 and encodes 658 amino acids. The record is from RefSeq and is a predicted model, not a curated record.
AUGCCAGAAAGUACCUCCUUCUUCAUUGUUGCCGCCAAUGGCGGUAUGGUCGCGCAAAAGACCCCGGCAGGCAUAUACAACAAGAUCGCGGACCACACCAAUACAGCCCAACGGUGGACACUCGAGUACGGCGAUGAAGCUGGCACCAAGGUGGCUAUCCAGAACGUGUCAAAUGGACAGUGGCUGCGUGCAACCAGCGGAGCUGCGGCCGGCAAGGUUGACUUGGGCGACAAGCAGUGGUGGACCUUGGAGCAAGGUCGGGCGCCAGGAAGCUGCUGGAUUAAGUGUGACGACUAUCCUGAUGCAUUCCUCUGCAACAGCUACGCCAAUUAUACAGACAACAACCUGGUGUACAUGUGGCCAAAACAGCUGAAUUGGACACAUUCCAUGCUGUGGUACUUCCAAGAUGCCGGCGCUCCCGGGUGGACGCCAAAAUCUUACGAAGCUGGACUCCCCAGCGCGAAUGCUUCUGCAAAUAGCGCAGACGCGGAAACGCUUAAGCAGAGAGAAGCAGAUUUGAACCAGAAGGAGCAGGCUGUGGCCGCUAGGGACGAGGAGCAGAAGCAACUCGAGCAGAAGGCGGCUGAGGAGCAAAAGCAACUCGAGCAGAAGGCGGCUGAGGAGCAAAAGCAACUCGAGCAGAAGGCGGCUGAGCUCAAGGAGAAAGAGCAGGAUAUCUAUGGUAGGGAGGCAGCACUGAAGAAGGAAAUGGAGCAGCUCGACGCCAAAAAGAAGGAUUCUACCAAAACACAACCCGCUCCAUCGUCUAGCUUAGACGAUGACAACCGUCUUCAAAGGAGAAUAGAUGAUGUCAGUGCGCGAGAGAAGCAGUUGGCUGUGAAGCUGGCAAGCUCCACCAAAAAAGGCUUGCAGCUCAAUGCACAAGAGGAAGAGUUACGAAUGCGAGAGAAAGAUCUUGAUGCCAAGAUGCAAGCUUUCAACAAACGAGAGACACCAACCAAGGGCGGCACGGAGCCAGCCGAAGCCGAGAGCCUGCUCAUAGCUGAGAACAAGAAUCUGAAACUCCAGAUCCAGCUGCAGGAGCUCGGGAGGCGUCUCACGGAGGCAGAGAAGGCAGCUCCGAGCGUCAAUGUUACGCAUGUGGAGCAGCUAGAGAAGGAGAAUGCGAGGUUGAAAGACUUAUUGGCCCUGCAAGACCAGAUAGAGCAGAGCAGACCCAGUCCAGCACAGACAGAGAGACUAAAGAAGGAGCACGAGAGACUGAAGAGCUUGAUUGCUCAGCAAGUACAGCAUCGGAAGCUUAGCAGUCAGCGCUUACCGCCGAAAGACGCUGAUAAGGGCUCAGAGUCUGUUGACGCUGGGUCGUCAAAACCGCAGGCAAAAGGCAGCAUUCCCAAUCCUGCAACAGAGCUUUCGAACAAGCCGCUUACAAGACCCGCAGCGACUGCCAACAUGGGCACGCGGCUUUCGAAAGCCAGGCUCCCAACAGUCACCGGCGAGCUGACUGCCGAGCAAAGCGAGCAGGAGAAAUUGCGAGAAGAGAAUGCUAGGUUGAAGAGCGAGGUGCAGAGUCCGAGGCGGCCUACUGAGAGCAAUGCGCCGUCGUCGGUGGGAAAGGUCGCUUCAAAUGGCCACGCUGGAUUGGCUAAAGCGCCGCCAGCGUCCCGCAGUGGUGCCACCAAGCCGAAGCAGCAUGGCGACCUCCAACAUCCGCCAUCUGGUGCCGGCCACCAACGCCUCCCAACCACUCAAGCCAAUAGUGCGAGCAAGGCACGAGGACCGCAGAAGUCGACUGGCAAACCCAACACUUCGAGGCCAGAGAAGCCGAAUGGGAGACUCCCCUCAAGUGCGACAUCUGGAAACCCUCGGGCCCCUGCACAAAAAGUUGAGGAUACCGGCGAUAUUCAUAGGGUGGACGGUGACACAGACGACGGCUUACAUUUCUCGUGCGGGCAUGUCGCGUAUCCGGCGCCGAGGAAGAUCAGGAGGAAGAUGCUUGGGAUUCUGUACGAGUAA